Molecule: messenger RNA, 1946 nt
Organism: Pelmatolapia mariae (spotted tilapia)
Lineage: Eukaryota; Metazoa; Chordata; Actinopteri; Cichliformes; Cichlidae
Gene: stard3nl
Product: STARD3 N-terminal like
Exons: 9
Coding region: 299-1006 (235 amino acids)
Biological process (GO): cholesterol transport
Cellular component (GO): endoplasmic reticulum membrane; endoplasmic reticulum-endosome membrane contact site; late endosome membrane
Molecular function (GO): cholesterol binding
Source: RefSeq, a predicted model, not a curated record
GGGAGUUUAUUUUAAUGCAGCUACCUCCGUCUUGUCCGAGCAGACAAGGAGGAAACAGAUGAGCUGUCCGCUCUACUGGGGUUGAUAUCGCCCCACUGAAGUCAUCUGGAUGACAGCAUAUUAAAAAACACCCGAAACAGCGAGUUUUAGAGAUGCAGUGAUGCUUUUAACCUCCACACAGUGACUUCACAUCACCAACACCAGCCCCGCUUCCAGCUCCAAUGAUCUUCCACCUCUGACUCUUUCCUAAAAUUGACCAGUAGGUGAGGCCAGCCCUGCCCAGGUGGGGUGGCCAGCGAUGGAAGGCCGACGUGGCGGAGGCAGCAGCAGUGGUAGCUACUCACAGAUCCCUGUCAGAACAGGCAUGGGGUCUGUCAACUCCCCGGCCGUUUCCGUGAGAUUGGAGGCGUACGAUAUCGGAGAGAAGAAAUGCAUCUCGGAUGUGAGGAGGACCUUCUGCCUCUUUGUCACCUUUGACCUCUUGUUCAUCACCAUGCUCUGGAUCAUAGAACUCAAUGUGAACGGCGGCAUUCAGAAUCAGCUGGAACAAGAAGUCCUGCACUACGACUACCACGCCUCCUUCUUCGACAUCUUUCUGCUGGCAGUUUUCAGGUUUGCCGUCCUCAUCCUGGCCUACGCUGUCUGCAAGCUUCGUCACUGGUGGGCUAUCGCGAUCACCACUGCAGUCAGCUGUGCUUUCCUGAUUGCUAAAGUCAUUUUAUCGAAGCUGCUGAGUCAGGGGGCCUUUGGGUACCUGCUGCCCAUCAUCUCCUUCGUUCUGGCCUGGAUAGAAACGUGGCUGCUCGACUUCAAGGUCCUGCCUCAGGAGAUCGAAGACGAAAACAGACAUCAGUCCAUCAUAGAUACAAGUAGGGCUCCUCUCCUGGGUCCAGGUCCUUUAUCUGAUGGACAGUUCUACUCUCCGCCAGAGUCUUUGGCAGACUCUGACGAGGAGCUGGAUGAUAAACACGAACCUGAAAAAGGGCUCAUUACACAAGUGACUUAACAGGAUCUCUGAUCCUGAACAUGGAGGGAUUUUUCGGUCCUCCUGGGUUGUGCUACUGAGGGGAAAACUUCUGCCUUACACCUUCAGCCAUUUUAGUUUGUAUUUGUUCCAAAGGAGUUCAUAUCCACAAAUGCAGCUCACGUUCUGAUAUCAGCCUUCUGCACGUACACCGGGACCAGGAAAGUGCCACUUAAAAAUUUCAGUGUCAUGAACUCUGGUUACUGUAUGAGUUUUGUUUCUCCACCUUUAAGGAACUCGAGACCUUACAAGAGAUUUAUCAGAAAUCAUUACAUCCUUAUCAGUAUCCAUCCAUAAUUCAAAGCAUUACAUUCAUUUUAAAACUUAAAAAUAUAUAUAUAUAUAUAUAUAUAUAUAUAUAUAUAUAUAUAUAUAUACACACUUUCAAUUAAAAAACAGAGUGUUAAUGUCUUAUUUCCAGCGUAAUGUUUACUUAUAAUUCUGUGAUCAUUUUCUCAUGCUUCGGUUAAGUCACUGCAAAGGAAAAUAAGCUCAUGGAUGCCACAGAAAGGAUUGUUCAGCCAGAACUGAGCCUACAGACCAGACUGUAGCAGAAAGAGAAAGUCAAACUCUUAGAGAUGUUUAUGAUUACUUCAAUGUCUUAAAAAUGUGCAUGAAAGAAUAUUAAGGUAACAUAUAGAGAUGUGAACGAUACUGUUUGUUUUGAAACGAGAGUGAAAGGAUUGUGUGUUAAAGAAAACGAGCCAUAAACCUGCAGCAUGUACACUCGGAGAUUUGGGUUUAGUGCACUGAACAGAAGGGACGCUGCUCUCGAAAGCUGCUGUGACGGGCGGGGAAACGUUCUAAUGGAAAUGUACAUAUCUUCAUGCAUGCUUUGCAAGCUCAGUGGAUGUUUAUUCUUUUUUUUCUUUUUUGAAGAAAAGCCUGUCUGUAUAACAAAUCAUUAAAAUGUUAAAGGUUA